Messenger RNA from Aethina tumida (small hive beetle), 1425 nucleotides. RefSeq names its product tigger transposable element-derived protein 2-like. Bases 1 to 1425 code for a protein of 474 amino acids. Gene Ontology annotation, cellular component: nucleus. Lineage: Eukaryota; Metazoa; Arthropoda; Insecta; Coleoptera; Nitidulidae. The record is from RefSeq and is a predicted model, not a curated record. The transcript is spliced from 2 exons. Gene Ontology annotation, molecular function: DNA binding.
AUGUUAAAUACCAAACGUAAACAUAAAACAUUAACUUUGGCUGUAAAGGCGGAAAUACUGAGUAAAUUAGACGAAGGCAAACAAAUGUGUGAACUUGCCAGGUAUUAUAAUAUCGGACGGUCUACCAUACAUGACUUACGUAAGAAUCGCCAUAAGAUUGAAAACUACUUGAAAAGUGUCGAGUGUGGAGCUGGUCAAAGGAAGACGUUAAAAUGGAGCAAAUACCCCAGGGUGGAACAAGCCUUGUACGAGUGGUACCUUGAAGAGCGACAACAAAGUACCGUAACAGGUGAGAAAUUGCAGGAGAAGGCAAAAAUAUUGUACAAAGAGAUUAUGUCCAAGGAUGACUUCAAGGCUAGCGAUGGAUGGCUGGAUAAGUUUAAGAAAAGAUAUGGCAUCCGUUUUUUAACAUCUACUACGUCACCCUCACCUACCCCAUCAUCAAUUAAUCUCGUCAAAGUAUUCAUUAUGAAAUUUGAAGAACGAGUCAAGGAGCUAGGUUUAACACCUGAUCAGGUUUACAAUGCGGAAGAAAGUGGUCUAUUUUGGAAGUGGACUCCUCAAAACCAAUCUUCUGCGGCGAACAAAGACCGCAUCACAUUCAUGCCCUGCGCCAACGCUAGUGGUACCCAUAAAUUAAAACUACUCGUGGUGGGUAAAACGGAACACCCAAAUGUAUCUAUCCCCGUCACCUACAAAACCCAAAACAAAUACUGGAUGACAAUGGAGUUGUUCCAUGAGUGGUUUCAUAAUGAAUUUGUACCUGCAGUAACAUCAUUCCAAGAAAAGCAUAGCCUUCCACAAGGGGCACUUUUGGUUUUGGAUAACGCACAUCCCAGCGAUCAAGACCUGGUAUCAAGCGAUGGGAAAAUACGUACCAUGCGUUUACCCCAAAACAUAAGUCCGGAGCUACAACCGAUGAAUCACAAUGUUAUCCCAAUGAUGAAGAGCCAGUACAAGAAGAAAUAUUUGAUGCAAAGCAUGAGCCAAGACGACGAUGUAACCUUAACAGAUGGUGUGUUCAUGUUGGCCGAGACUUGGCAGUCGGUUCCCAGUAAUACAAUAGUAGCCUCGUGGAAGGAAUUGUGGGGUUCACAGACGCCCAACAAUUUAGAAGUUGCUUUAAAGAUAGAAGACGACAUAGGAAUGGAAGACGUAGUGGAAGCGUUGACGGAAUGUAAAACUGAACUAAAUAGUGACGAUUUAAAUGAGUGGCUUCAAGGCGUCGAUGAGAAUCUGUUUAUGGAUGACGAAAGCGAUGGAAUGGAAAUAAAGGUGGAAGAUGAAAGUGAUUUUUCACUGAUGGCGAAAUUGGAAGAACUCAAUGAUGUUAUUGGUAGUUUCAGUAAAUGUGUUAAAUGGGCGGAGGAAAAUGGUGUUUCCUCGGAAGAAAUUAUGCUACUGGUACAUAGAUGGCCCUACUAA